ACCGACCCGAGGAAAUCCAAUCCCGAGAACAACCUCAACCCAUCCAACAGAUACCUGAUCCCUCGCUUCUGAACCCAGAACGCAUCCCAAUUUGCCCAGUCAAUUGCAGAGGACAGAGAAGACCUUUUUAAAGGCCAGGAUAUCCGCAAUGACAUCGAUCGUGCGCCCCUCAGCCUUUCUGCUGAGAAGAAGUUGUCUUGCCCUCUCCAAUCCCGCGCGAAAUGCUGCUUUCUAUUCCACAUCUCGGGCGGCCUCCUCGACUACUUCUCCUCUGGCAAUCGCCUCGACACUGAAACCUGGUCUCUUCCAGACGAAACAAAGGAAUGUUGCAGUUAAUGUUGCUGGCUUCCAUGCGACCAGCCGGAGGGAUCUCCUGCCACCCCCACCUCAAACUAUUCAGGGAACAAUGAACGAUCCCGCUCCCCUUCCUCCUACUUCUCCUUCCCACGGCAGCUACCACUGGACUUUUGAAAGAGCUAUCGCUGUCGCCCUUAUCCCGUUGACGAUUGCCCCCUUUGCUGGUGGAUCUCUUAACCCGGUCAUGGAUGCAGUGUUUUGCGGUACCAUCUUGAUGCAUUCACACAUUGGUUUCCAGGCUUGCAUCAUCGAUUAUAUCCCCGGGAGACGUUUUCCCAAAGCCAAGAAGGCGUUCGACUGGCUUCUUCGCGUAAUGACCCUGACAGUUGCAGUUGGGUUGUACGAGUUCGAGACGAAUGAUGUUGGCGUGACUGAAGCCAUCAAGCGAAUCUGGAAAGCGUGAUCUGUUUUCUCUUAUUUAGUCUUUUCGUUUGUCCUUUUCGAUAUUGAUUUGUUCCUUUUUUGAUUUUAGGGGUAUUGUUUUUGAUGAUGUCUUCUCAAAGCUUUCCAAGUUAGUCCUUUUACUGUCCCUUUUCUCUUUUCUCCUUCCCGCAUCUUUUCAUUUCACGUACAUUAUUUCUUCCCCUAGAUUCCAGCCUCACUCUGAUACUGUAAAAAUUCCUUUAUUUCUGUCUCUAUAUAAGGACGUCAAAAUAUCAUGUCUAUCUGUUGGCCGGCCGGGCUCAUAACCUGUAGGUUACUGGGGCAAAAGAGCUCAGUCACCACCAGCGCACUGCUGGUAGAAGGGCCGAUCAACCCGGGACCCCCAACACUAUCUGUCUGUACCCUAUCCAUAUUGCUAAGCGUACGAUCUUGCCGAAUGGAACUAAAAUAAAAUAACCCCAUCCAUACCCCAAGCGCCAUUGCUCCGCUAGUAUCAAACGAGGCAUACCACGUACAAUUGAAAGGGACAUAAAAUAAAUAACUAUAAGGCAUCACCUUCUAACAAGUACCCACUUACUCCAACUCCUCCUCCUGCCCCAUCUCCUCCGCCUCCCCACCAAGCAGCUCCUCAUCAUCCGCAACCGCCACAACCUUCUCAAUCAACUUCAACGUAGCCCGCAACGGCAACCCAAUCACAUUAUCAUAACUCCCUUCAAUCCUCUCCACCAGAAUCGACCCGAGCCCCUGCAUCCCAUACCCACCCGCCUUAUCCACCCCUUCCCGCGUCCGCACAUACGCCAAGAUCAACUCAUCCGUAAUCGUCGGAUCGAACCGCACAACCGACGCCUCCACAGUCGACUCCAGCGCAUACCCGGGAUCGCGCGCGCUCUUCAACGGCACCAUCGCUGUCAUGGCCGUGUAGACCGUGUGGUCGCCCGCGUCACGCAGCGACUUCAGCAUGGCUAUAUGCUGCGCCUCGGAGCGGGGUUUUUCCAAGAUCUGCGCGCCGCCGGAAGCUGUGGGGUCGACGACGAUGGUGUCCGCGGCGAGGAUCAGGGCCGGCUCGCCCUUUUCCUCAUUGUCGAUUUCCUGUCUGUAGACCGCCUGCGCCUUCCUGAUUGCUGUUUCUAGGCAGUAUUCGAGCGGGGAGAGGGUGGCUUUGGGCAGGUCUUCGGCAAAGCUGGAGGGGAUUAUUUCGACGUUGGGCAGGCCAAGGUAGGAGAGGAUUUGGCGGCGGCGGGGGGAGCUGGAGGCUAGGAUUACGCGUUUGGAUCGCAGGUCGAUUAGGGUUGGGAGGGCGAGGGCGGGGGGUCGUGGGAGAGUCAGCGGGGUGCGUCCACUGCCUUUGCCUGCACCGGCGCUGGCGUCGGAGUAUGAGGGCGGUGGGCCUGAGGGUUGUCUUUCAGAUGUGGAGUCGGUCAUUUUUUUAUAUUUUAAAAGAAGAAAACCUGGGAGUAUCCUUCUGU
This is a messenger RNA of Blastomyces dermatitidis ER-3, 2207 nucleotides long. Its product is annotated as succinate dehydrogenase (ubiquinone) membrane anchor subunit. The transcript has 5 exons. NCBI's taxonomy places the organism in Eukaryota, Fungi, Ascomycota, Eurotiomycetes, Onygenales, Ajellomycetaceae. The coding region runs from base 149 to 760 and encodes 203 amino acids. Gene Ontology annotation, molecular function: ubiquinone binding; heme binding. The record is from RefSeq and is a predicted model, not a curated record. Gene Ontology annotation, biological process: tricarboxylic acid cycle; mitochondrial electron transport, succinate to ubiquinone. Gene Ontology annotation, cellular component: mitochondrial envelope; membrane.